Messenger RNA from Talpa occidentalis (Iberian mole), 4239 nucleotides. RefSeq names its product MAGE family member L2 (gene MAGEL2). Gene Ontology annotation, cellular component: nucleus. Gene Ontology annotation, biological process: negative regulation of transcription by RNA polymerase II. The record is from RefSeq and is a predicted model, not a curated record. NCBI's taxonomy places the organism in Eukaryota, Metazoa, Chordata, Mammalia, Eulipotyphla, Talpidae.
GCUGCGGGGAGGAGGUUCGCCUGGCCGGCCACGUAGGCGUUCUUUUUUCCUCUGGAGGAAAAGGCCCAGCAGCUGUCGGAGGAAAAGACCCACCAGCUGUCGGAGUGAAAGGACAUGUCUCAGCUAAGUAAGAAUUUGGGAGAUUCGAGUCCCCCCGCGGAGGCCCCCAAGCCCCCGGUCUAUAGCCGCCCCACGGUUCUGAUGCGGGCCCCGCCCGCCUCCUCCCGGGCGCCGCCGGUCCCCUGGGAUCCUCCCCCGAUUGAUCUGCAGGCUUCGCUGGCCGUUUGGCAGGCGCCGCAGCCCGCCUGGGAGGCCCCGCAGGGUCAGCCGCCUGCCCCGGUGGCUCCGAUGGCCCAGCCCCCGGCUCUGGGGGCCCCGCUGGUCCAGGCUCCCCCUCUGGGGGGCCCGAUGGGCAAGCCCCCGACUCCCGGAGUCCUCAUGAUCCACCCCCCUCCGGGAGCCCCGAUGGCGCAGCCUCCGACCCCAGGAGUCCUGAUGAUGCAUCCCUCGGCGCCCGUGGCGCCCCUGGCCCACGCUCCCCCUCCGGGGGCGCCCCUGGCCCAUCCUGCUCCUCCGGGCACCCCGAUGGCGCAUCCUCCCCCGCCGGGGACGCCGAUGGCUCAUCCUCCCCCUCCGGGGACUCCGAUGGUGCAUCCUCCGCCUCCGGGGACACCGAUGGCGCAUCCUCCGCCUCCGGGGACACCGAUGGCGCACCCUCCCCCGCCGGGAACCCCGAUGGCCCAGCCUCCGGCUCCGGGAGUCCUGAUGGCACAGCCUCUGACUCCGGGAGUCCUGAUGGUCCAGCCUCCUGCCCCGGGAGCUCCGCUGGCUCAGCCUCCGCCCCCAGCCGCCUUGAUUGCCCAGCCUCCGCCGCCGGGAGCCCAGAUAGCCAAGCCUCCAGGUCCCGGAGUCCUGAUGAUUCAUCCUCCAGGUUCGAGAGCUCCCAUCGCCCAGCCUGCAGCUACAGGAGCCCCCCUGGUGCAGCCGGCCGCCCCACCUGCGCAGCCUAUGGCUUCUUGGGCCCCCCAGGCUCAGCCUCUGAUCCUGCAAAUCCAGUCUCAGGUUAUAAGGGCUCCUCCGCAGGUUCCCCAGGCCCCGCAGGCCCCGCCGGCGCAGCUGGCCACACCCCCGGGCUGGCAGGCCACCUCGCCGGGAUGGCAGGCCCCUCCGCAAGGCUGGCAGGCCACGCCCCUGGCCUGGCAAGCCACACAGGUCACCUGGCAGGCUCCGACAAUCACCUGGCAGGCGCCGCCGCCUGUGCGCCAGGGCCCACCACCCAUCCGACCCGGCCCGCCGCCCAUCCGACCUGGGCCCCCACCGGUGCGCCAGGCCCCACCUCCGAUUCGCCAGGCUCCUCCGCUGAUCCGCCAGGCACCACCGCCCAUCAGGCCUGCCCCGCAGGUCCUGGCCACCCCACCGCAUCUCUGGCAGGCCCUGCCACCCCCACCGCCUCUGCGGCAGGCACCCCAGGCUCGGCUGCCUACUCCGCAGGUGCGUGCAGCCCCGCAGAUGCGGGCAGCACCGCAGGUGCCGACGGUGCAGCAGGUGCCGACGGUCCAGCAGGUGCCCACGGUGCAGCAGGUGCCGACGGUCCAGCAGGUGCCGACGGUCCAGCAGGUGCCCACGGUCCAGCAGGUGCCGACGGUCCAGCAGGUGCCCACGGCUCCUCCUGCUACGCAGGUGCCCACAGCACCUCCUGCCGGCCCCCAGGCACCCCAGGCGGCACUGUCCGUCCCACUGUCGGCCCCUCGGGUGGCCCACUGCCCACCCAUCAUCUGGCAGGCCCCCAAAGGCCAGCCCCCGGUGCCACAUGAGCUGCCGACAUCGAUGGAGUUCCAGGAGGUGCAACAAGCCCAGGCGAUAGCCUGGCAGGCGCCGAAGCCACCUGCGCAUUUCUGGCAGCCCCUGCCCCCCCAGGAGGCCCAGAGGCAGGGCCCACCGCUGAUUCAGCUGGAGCAGCCCUUUCAGGGGGUCCCGGCCUCCCAAAAGGCCUUGCAAAUCCAGCUACCCCCCCAGCAGGCCCAGACCACGGGUGCGCAGGCAGAGCUGCCAACCAUGCAACUCCAGCCCUCCUGGCAAGGGCCCCCUGCAGCAGUGCAAGGGCAGCCCGGAGCCCCCAUAGCGGCAGCAAAUUUUCCCAUGGGUUCCCCUAAAUCACUCAUGACUCCAUCGGGAGAAUCCAGGGCUUCUUCUAUAGAACGGAGGACCUCUUCUAAAGAACGUAGGACCUCUUCGAAGGAGCGCAGGGCUCCUUCGAAGGAUCGCAUGAUCUUUGCCGCCACUUUCUGUGCUCCAAAGGCAGUGUCGGCUGCCCGAGCACACCUGCUGCCUGCCUGGAAAAACUUGGCUGCCACACCGGAGACCUUCACUGCCACCUCCAGGGUCUUUCCAGCUACCUCCCAGUUCCAGCCUGCCUCUUCUAAUGCCUUUAAGGGUCCUUCUGCCACCUCAGAGACCCCGAAGUCACUGCCACUUGCUCUGCAGGAUCCAUUUGCCUGUGUAGAGGCUCUGCCUGCUGUGCCAUGGGUUCAACAGCCCAGCGUGAAUGCCUCCAGGGCACCCAAGGCAGUGCCCAGCAUCUUGAUGGGUGCGGCAGCUGUGCCCCCCGCGGUGGCCACCACUCAAGAGGCCUCGAAGACCUCCGCUGAGCCUCCACGUCGCUCAGGCAAAGCCACCCGGAAGAAGAAGCAUCUGAACACCGAGGAGGAAAACAGUGGCCAGAUGAUGGCCCUGCGUGACUGGCAGGGCCCACGGCCCUGGGACAAUCUGAACUUGAAUGACUGGGAGGUUCAAAACCCUACCCAGAUCUUGGGUGACUGGGAGACCCCAAACAUCUCCCAUGUCUUGAGUGGCUGGGAGGGCCCCAGUACCUCCAGGAUCCUGAGUGGCUGGGAGGGGCCCAGCACAUCCUGGGCUCUGAGUGCCUGGGAGGGUCCAGGCACCUCCAGGGCCCUGGGUCUCUGGGAAAACCCAGGUAGCCCCCAGCCCCUGAUUAUCUCUGAGCUUACAUGUCUCUCUCAGGGAUUCGGUGCCACCCAGGAUGAGCCCAAGUUGGAGACUCAGCCACUGUCUCCCUUGGAUGAAAGAGCAAAUGCAUUGGUGCAGUUCCUCUUGGUCAAGGACCAAGCCAAGGUGCCCAUCAAGCGCUCAGAGAUGGUGAAAUUCAUCAUCCGUGAAUACAAAGAUGAGUGCUUGGAUAUCAUCAACCGUGCCAACAAUAAGUUGGAGUGCGUCUUUGGUUAUCAAUUGAAGGAAAUUGAUCCCAAAAACCACUCUUACAUAAUCAUCAACAAGCUGGGAGACCCUAAGGGUGAACCGGCGACGUCCUACCUAGACAAGCCCAAGUUGGGGCUCCUGAUGGUGGUCCUGAGUCUCAUCUUUAUGAAGGGCAAUUGUGUCAGGGAGGACCUGAUCUUCAGUUUUCUGUACAGGUUAGGGCUGGAUGUCCGAGAGACACAUGGUCUCUUCGGAAAUACAAAGAAGCUCAUCACCGAAGUGUUUGUAAGGCAGAAGUACCUAGAGUACAGGCGCAUCCCCUUCACUGAGCCAGCAGAAUAUGAGCUCCUCUGGGGCCCCCGAGCAUUCCUCGAAACCAGCAAGAUGCUCAUCCUGAGAUUUUUGGCCAAGCUCCAUAAGAAAGAUCCACAGUGCUGGCCCUUCCAGUACUUGGAAGCGCUGGCAGAGUGUGAGUCUGAGGACGUGGAUGAGGAUGAGCCUGAGCCUGAGCCUGAUUCCGGCGAUAACGCCGGUGACCCCACCAGCAGUACCCCUCCCCGCUAAUGAGGUUUAGCAGAUAUCUCGUUCCUUUGUGUCCCCGGCCAGAGGCCUCUGAUGGAGUGUGUGUGUGUGUUGUGGGAGGGGGGGAAAUGUUUCGUUUCUGGUGUUUAUGUUUCAAUUCUAUGUGUGUAAGUUUGGAUUUUCAAUUGGAUUCUGUAUCUGCCAAAGCUUUGUACAUUUUCAUGUGGUGUUGAGUUCAAUUGGCUACUGUUCUAUUUGGUAUUUUGGCAUCUGUAUUUUUAAGUGAGAUCUGUGAUUCUCUGUUUUGUGUUAUAAUUGUUAUGUUUUGGUAUCAGAGUUGUGCUGGCUUUGUGAAACAAAUUGAGAAGCUAUCCAUGUCAUUCUGGUACAGUUCAUGUAGCAUUGAAAUAGGCUGUUCUUUGAACGUUAAAAUGACUCACCAGUAAAAGCUGUCUGCAGAGAAAUAAAUAUCUAUAUCUAUAUAUAUAAAUAUACUUUCAG